Molecule: messenger RNA, 3281 nt
Organism: Asparagus officinalis (garden asparagus)
Lineage: Eukaryota; Viridiplantae; Streptophyta; Magnoliopsida; Asparagales; Asparagaceae
Product: ankyrin repeat-containing protein At5g02620-like
Exons: 4
Coding region: 1761-3281 (506 amino acids)
Cellular component (GO): plasma membrane
Molecular function (GO): protein phosphatase regulator activity; protein phosphatase 1 binding
Source: RefSeq, a predicted model, not a curated record
UUUCCCAAUUCAUGUUGGUUAAUCUAAGUUGGGCUUGUUGACGUUAACUGGUUUGUUCUAAAUUGUUGAAAUUAUUUUUUAUUUUGAAGAGGACUCUGACGAUUUGGGUCAAUGGGUCUUUCUCAUUUUUUGUUGCUUCUCUAAUCUGGGUUUUUUGAUGUUGAUUUGUUUGUUGUAGGUACUCAGAAUUGUUGGGUGUUUGAUUGUUUUGGCUCUCUUCUUGCUUUUGUUAGUGUAAAGUCGCUCAUUCUAGAUUUUGUGGGAAUUAUUUUUAUGUUGAUGAUUCUAAGAAAGGUGGGUUUUUUGGGGCCUGGGUGAGGGAGAAAUUUGGUAGGAAAAAGCUACUUGUUCGAUUGAAUUUUAUUCUAUCUUAAAUCCUUAAAAAAUUGUUUGGCUCAGAGAAAUUUGUGACAUAUUCAAGCAUAAGUCAUGGAUUUUCACCAUACUUUUUAAGCAAUACCAUACUUGAACAAACCUUAACUCUCCCUACAAUGAAUGAUGAGUGACCAAUCUCAAAUAUAAAAUUUUGGGUAUGCUAUAGAAAACCCCCCUAAGGUUUUACAUGAGAGACUUUACCCCCCUCAUUUUCUUUAGUUAAAUAAUCAUUAAUUUUUUUUAAUCUAAUCAUCCAUUUGUAGAGCAUCGAGCGAAACAGAGAUAAGUUUCUGCUGAUAUUAUACCUAAUGAAAACUGCUGCAUGUUCACAUUCAUCGGUAUAUGUCUUUAGAAAUAUAUAUAUAUGGAAUGCUGUUAUGCACUAUGGAAUGAUAAAAGCACAACGUAUUAUACAAUAUAGACUGGUAUAUAGAUGUCUGGCAUUCUGACAAGCCCACAUCAAUUGCUGGAUUUAAAUUCAACUGCUAAAAUGUUGAUGUCGUGAUCCCUUCGGUUUCAUUUGAUUAGAGUUUCUUUUAGUUUAACACAUCAUCUAGCAUCAGCAGUUUUGAAUCUCGCAGAAGCUUUGUGAUGAAGUUAACGCAACAUUUGUUUGUUUUUUUAGGCAGGGAACUCUGUUGUGGAUGGCGUCUCAUCGUCCCUGUAAGAUUAAAAUGCAGGAGCUGUAUAAGAAGUCAGGAAAAAAAAUGAAAGCUUUGCAUAACGACACUUGCACAUUUGGAAAGAUUCAUUAAAAAAUUAAAUCCCUGAAUUAAAUAUUUAAAGAGGAAGCUUGGAUUAUUCAUAAAUGGGAACGCAUAGAAGCAACAUAGGUCUUUGACAUGAAUGACCUGUUAGGGUCUAUUUUGAAAUAAUAUAUUUUCUCAUUUCAGCUUUGAUAACAUCAUGAAACAAAUGCAAGGGUGGAAACUUCAUUGUUCCUAGAAAGAAUACAGUUAAAAGGAGUAAACAAAAGAAUAAUAUUUUUGUAGGCUAUGUAGGUUCCCUGAAUUCCAAGCUAUCAAAUGAGCAGAAAAAGAAGAAUAUUUCUGGCCGCGUCCGAAGUUUCCGAUAUAAAUACCAAUUUUCUUUAUUCUUCUAUAGCUUUAUAUAUGAUCUAAAAUUUUUGCUUCAGGUCCCGUGUGGGAAGUAUUUCAUUUGUGCUUUUGUUAAGAAGAGGGUAUCUUAUGUCGGAUACUUUGCAGAUUAAGGUAGUUUCUUAUUCUGUGAAAAGAUUUAAUUUUUAAGAUUUUCAUGUGCCAAAGGUGUAAGGCAAAGGGAGUCCACAUUUUUCAGUCUGAGCUAAAACUAGUACACAUUUCAUAAUUCUACUUGAUUUUGAGCUGUUAGGCUUGUUGUGAGUACUUAGUUGCGCUUUUGGUGUAAUGGAAAGAAGUAUUAGCUUUCAGUUGGGGGUGAUAGAAAGACAGUCAUCUCUGCGGACAAGGGUAGUGGAUCAGAGAAGUUCUACCACGGGACUGAUAGAGAACGAACAGGGCCUUCAAGAGAAAAAGAUAGAAAAAGUUUCUGGGAGGCGAGGUGAAACACCACUUCAUUUAGCUGUUAAUACGGGCAGUCUACCAAAAGUUGAGGAAAUCCUGCUGGGUCUUAAGGCUAAUGGUUUAAUGGAGAAGAUUUGGGAGGAAAACAACGAGGGACAAACUGCACUCUGUGUUGCUGCCAAAAAUGGUAACGUUGAGAUUGUUCGGGAGAUCUUGAAGGCCGUUUGCAUGCAAUCAGCUGAUCCUGAUAGAAGCUGCGGUGCAUUUCAUGUUGCUGCUAAGCUAGGACAUGCGGAGGUGUUGAAAGCGCUACUGUAUUCGUUCCCAGAACUAGUUACUACUACAAAUCUAUCAAACACCACAGCUCUAUAUACCGCUGCUUCUCAAGGCCACAUCGAAGUAGUAGAUCUUCUCCUUGAAGCAGAUGUAGCUGUUGCAAGAAUUGUGAGGAACAAUGGCAAAACUGCUCUCCAUAUAGCAGCAAGGAUGGAUCACCAAGAAGUUGUAAAAUUGCUUCUCUCAAAGGACCCUGUCAUUGUUUUGAUGACGGAUAGAAAGGGCCAAACGGCACUUCACAUGGCAGGCAAAGGACAAAGUGCUGAGAUAGUUAGAGAGUUGCUGGGAAAUGCCCCUUUCAUCAUUAACCUCGCUGAUAAUAAGGGGAACACAGCAUUGCAUAUUGCAACCAGGAAAGGGCGUUCACAGAUAGUACAGGCACUUUUGUCCUUUCCAGGGAUUGAUAUCAAUGCAUCGAACAAAGCUGGGGAAACGGCACUUCAAAUUGCUGAAAAGUACUUCAAUGAAGAAAUUGCCACUGUUCUCAGAGAAACCGGAGGCUGCACAAUCUCAAGAAAGGAAGAAAUAGAAGAGAUAGAAGAAGUCCAGGUAGAAGAAGUCCUUCCUCUCCCCCCGAGCACUCCAAACCAACUGAAGCAAGCAGUUAGCUUCCUGAGACAAGAAGUUAAACUCCAACUCCAAAAGUCUCGAAGGACUCAAAUGGGGGUUGACGAACUCAAAAAAAAAGUUGGAAAGAUGAUCAAGAAUGGCCUCGACAAAGCCAAUAACUCCAAUAUCGUGGUUGCAACUCUCAUCUUCUCUUCAGCGUUUGCUGCCAUCUUCCAGGUCCCAGGGCAGUACACGAGUUCUGAUGGAGAUGGCUACUCCCUCGGUUGUGGCUCAGACAUCGCUCAUAGUGGUGGAUCCGAAAGCAAUGAAGUGGAUGGUCUUUGUGAUCAACAAACUUAUGUGGGCAUGUUGCAUCUCGAUUACUGUGGCCUUUGUGUCUCUCUCAUAUGUGGUUAUAAGACGGGAAGAGUGGUGGUUAGCUUGGUCUGCUCUGUUGAUGGCAAUAGUGACCCUGAUCUCAACAUUGACAAUCAUGUUCUACUGUGUCAUCACCCAUAG